Molecule: messenger RNA, 5097 nt
Organism: Mustela erminea (ermine)
Lineage: Eukaryota; Metazoa; Chordata; Mammalia; Carnivora; Mustelidae
Gene: CHAT
Product: choline O-acetyltransferase
Biological process (GO): neuromuscular synaptic transmission; acetylcholine biosynthetic process
Cellular component (GO): neuron projection; cytoplasm
Molecular function (GO): choline O-acetyltransferase activity
Source: RefSeq, a predicted model, not a curated record
AUGCCAUACGGUCCUGCAGAGAUAAAGAGCCUUGGAGCUCUGAAGCGCCGGGCGUGGGCUCCCUUCGAGCCCGGCAUCCCCGCCCGCCGCGGCUCCGGCGGCUCCGAGAGACGGGGUGGGGCCGAGGGAGGGAGGGAAAAGGAAAGAGGGGAGGGAGGAGGAACAAGGGGAGGGAGAUCACAGGCGCGGCCGGUCCGCCGGCAGCCAGUAGGGAGGCCGCGGGGACCCGGCGACGUCGGAGUCUCUACCGCGGACAGAGGCCCCCACCGCCGUACUGCUCGCGCCCCUGGAUCCCUUCCGGCUCAUACUCCCGCCCCUAGUCUUGCCUGGUGCGGUGGAGCUGCGGCCAACGCGGCAGAACCGAGGAGGGCAGGUCUGCACCUCUGCUUCCAGCCAGGAGUCACCACAAUGCCCAUACUGGAAAAAGUUCCCCAAAAGAUGGCAGCAAAAACUCCCAGCACUGAGGAGGAGCCUGAGUUGCCCAAACUUCCAGUGCCCCCCCUGCAGCAGACCCUCUCCACUUAUCUGCGAUGCAUGCAGCAUCUGGUACCUGAGGAACAGUUUAGAAGGAGUCAAGCCAUUGUGCAGCGGUUUGGGGCCCCGGGUGGCCUUGGGGAGACCCUUCAGCAAAAGCUCCUAGAACGACAGAAGAAGACAGCCAAUUGGGUGUCUGAGUACUGGCUGAAUGACAUGUAUCUCAAUAACCGCCUGGCCUUGCCCGUGAACUCCAGCCCAGCCGUGAUCUUCGCCCGGCAGCACUUCCCAGACACGAACGACCAGCUGAGGUUUGCAGCCAACCUCAUCUCUGGUGUGCUCCACUACAAGACCCUGCUGGACAGCCACUCCAUCCCCACUGACUGUGCCAAGGGCCAGCUGUCGGGGCAGCCACUCUGUAUGAAGCAAUACUAUGGGCUCUUCUCCUCCUACCGGCUCCCUGGCCACACCCAGGACACACUGGUGGCCCAGAAGAGCAGUGUCAUGCCCGAGCCAGAGCACGUCAUCGUGGCCUGCUGCAACCAGUUCUUUGUCUUGGAUGUUGUCAUUAAUUUCCGCCGUCUCAGUGAGGGGGAUCUGUUCACUCAGUUGAGAAAGAUAGUCAAAAUGGCUUCCAACGAGGAUGAACGCUUGCCUCCAAUCGGCCUGCUGACGUCAGAAGGGAGGAGCGAGUGGGCUGAGGCCAGGACGGUCCUCGUGAAAGACUCCACCAACCGGGACGCACUGGAUAUGAUUGAACGCUGCAUCUGUCUUGUGUGCCUGGAUGCCCCGGCAGGCGUGGAGCUCAGCGACACCAACAGGGCUCUUCAGCUCCUUCACGGCGGAGGCUGCAGCAAGAACGGGGCGAACCGCUGGUAUGACAAAUCCCUGCAGUUCGUGGUGGGUCGCGAUGGCACAUGCGGCGUCGUGUGCGAGCACUCCCCGUUUGAUGGAAUCGUCCUGGUGCAGUGCACGGAGCAUCUGCUCAAGCACAUGGUGAAGAGCAGCAAGAAGCUGGUCCGAGCAGACUCUGUCAGCGAGCUCCCAGCCCCCAGGAGGCUGCGUUGGAAGUGCUCCCCGGAAAUCCAAGGCCUCUUAGCCUCGUCAGCGGAAAAACUUCAACGAAUAGUAAAGAAUCUCGACUUCAUUGUGUAUAAGUUUGACAUCUUUGGGAAAACAUUCAUUAAGAAGCAGAAAUGCAGUCCUGAUGCUUUCAUCCAGGUGGCCCUCCAGCUGGCCUUCUACAGGCUCCACAGGAAACUCGUGGCCACCUACGAGAGCGCGUCCAUUCGCCGGUUCCAGGAGGGCCGUGUGGACAACAUUCGCUCAGCCACUCCGGAGGCGCUGAGUUUUGUGAAGGCCAUCACUGACCACAAGGCUGCCGUGCCAGAUUCAGAGAAGCUGCUGCUUCUGAAGGAUGCCAUCCGAGCCCAGACCGAGUACACAGUCAUGGCCAUAACAGGGAUGGCCAUCGACAACCACUUGCUGGCGCUGCGGGAGCUAGCUCGGGACACGUGCAAGGAGCUGCCCGAGAUGUUCACAGAUGAAACAUACCUGACCAGCAACCGGUUCGUCCUCUCAACCAGCCAGGUGCCCACAACCAUGGAGAUGUUUUGCUGCUAUGGUCCCGUGGUGCCGGACGGCUACGGGGCCUGCUACAACCCCCAGCCAGAGAAUAUCCUUUUCUGCAUCUCCAGCUUUCACGGCUGCAAGGAAACCUCUUCUACCAAGUUUGCGAAAGCAGUGGAAGAAAGCCUCCUUGAAAUGAGGGACCUGUGUAGUCCGCCACAGUCUACAGGGGGCAAGCCACUGGCGCCACAAGAAAAAGCAACAAGGCCCAUUCAGGGGCACCAACCUUGACUCCUGCUUCUAGGUUUCAGCUCCCCAAACCCAGCAUUCUGCUGCCGCUAGACCCUGCCAAACCCCAGCUCCCAACCCUCUCCCCCUAGCUUUCGGUAGCUCCCCUGUCCUCAGGGCCCAACAGAGACCACACAGAGGCAUCACGCAAAGCAAGAGUAUGAAGAGGAAAGUGUCCCUCCUUAGGCAUGGGGAUUGUCCUUAUUUGCCAAACUGCCCUCUGGCCUGUGUACUGGGAAGUAAGUCCGGCCUGGCUCUGAGGUGGCCUUGGUGAGGUGUGCAAGUCUACACCACCUUCCCUCCAUGGCCACAGAAGCUUAAUGGUGGUGUUUACUUCUCCAGCGGGACCUAAUGUGUCCAGGGGAGGUUUUGCCCAACAAGAGAAUGUAUCACUCUAUUACAUGCAGCAUAUCUACAAGUGUCAUGAAGAAGGAGGCUAACUUCAGGUCAAUACCUCUUUUCUUCUGGGAGGAGUAGGGGACAUUGUUUUCAGAUUCGAAGCAGUGUGACCAUGACCUCCUCCAGGGUGGCUUGCACUGAGCCAUACAGGGCUGCAAACACCCCAUCCCUACACACACACACACACACACACACACACACACACAUCCAGUUAAUUUAAAAUACAGUGACCCAGGCCCCAAAAUACAUUUCUCCUUUCAUCUCCUGGGGGCAGCCUUCCGUUGAGUUUGGGAAAAUCUGAGAAGGGAAAAAGAAUCAUCCACCAUUGCACUGACCUUAUGCUGCUCGGCCCCCGGGGCAUCAGCGACAGUCCAGGAGGAGGAAACAACCCAGUGCCCCCCAUGCAGCAGGGCAGGGUUGGUGGGAGGACCAGUCCAUUUCCCCAAGAAUCCUGUCUCUUGUAUUUUUUUUCUGGUGGCUUCCCCACUGCCCUUUCUAUAAGGAACCAUACCCAUUAUAGGUGAUCUGCCUUCUAGAGGAGAAGUGAGAGGGUUGCUUUGGGGAUUUUUCUGUCAUUGUUAUUUGUUUUCUUUUAUUCAUUCUUAAGAGAGGUUUUUAAGAAAACCACUGUGACAUUAAUUUCAGAAAAUGAUCUCAGUGACCCAAGCAGGUAGAGGAUGUUAUCUAGGGCUUGUAAUGAAACCCCAUGUGGAGGAGCACAGAGCAGGGCUUUGCCUAGGCUGGCGGGGGGUUGGGGGGAGCAAGUUUGAGCAGACAGCUGGUGGGGACCAGGGCCAGGAGGAGGGAAGGGCUAUGUCCAGAGUCAGCCCUGAUGGAGGGACAGACCGUGCACAGAGCCAAAGUUAAGUUUGUCCUGAGAGGCUGUGAUCAUCAAGGAGAUAGGAGAGGCACUUCCCACUGGGGAAUAUUUUUAUGGUAAAUCUAAAAAGGCAAGGGAGUGGGAAAGCAAGCAGAAAAUCAAAACUGCAGAUAAAUGAGGCAGUCUCUGUUCAGAGGAGGAACAGAGCUCAGUGCUAGAGAGAUCUGCAGUGCAACCCUGAAGGGAAGUCCUGGCAAAGCCCCCUCACUACACUCCCAUUGUGCUCUGGGCUGGGGACCCUGUGCAGGUCCCUCUUGCCCACUAGGCAAGUUUCUGCACUUGGACCUCUAUGGAUGGCAGGGCUGAGAUGGGUUCCACUGGCAUUAUGACCUUUGCUCAGCUCUCUGAAAACACAAACAGGACCAAGCAGUAAAUGCUUUGAGCCCUGGUUUUAGACGGAGGAUUUCUGUUGGAUGAUCUGCGAUAUGCUGCACAGCCCUUCAUAGUCAUCAAUCUGUAGGUCCAUAUGCUUCCACAGACAUCCACCUUCCUGCUACCCUAGGAAAGUUGCAGCUCAAGUGUCCUGGGAAUAUCUGGGGAAAUGCUGUCUCCCUGCUAUAAUUUGACCCAAAGCCACUUGUCUGUUCUCACCAAAUGACCACAGUACAGAUCUGAGUUCUCUGCUGGUUUCCUUCCAUGGAUUUCAGGGCAGGCAGAGAGCACUGAUUUGGGGAUCAGGCAACCCCACUGACCUUAACCAAGAGACUUAAAUGCCCAGAGACUCAAUUCUUUCUAUCAUCAGAUGGGGACAAGAAUGUCCCGACCUUGUAAGGCUGUGAGGACUGUAGAGCACGUGUGUAAAGGGUUUUGCAAAAGCAGGUGGACACUGGUGUCCUCUGUCAUGACGAUGUUACCCCAGUAGGCAAUGUUCAGAUGAAUUUGCUUCAAACUUUUCACACUGAUUUUAAAGAGCCAAACUCACAUCUAUCAUUCUCUGCACAAAAGGAAAGGAAACUGACUCUGCACAUUCAGGUAUCAACCAUGCACUGUGAGGGCUUCAGGAAGUGGGGGAUUGUGGACAUUUGGCAGGAGGGAACACCUCCUCUUUCUGAGGAAGAAUCUGGAAGCUGGUCUUCCCCCUCCAAGAACAAGUGGAGGCACUGAGACUUUAUGCAAAGGCAAUGCUGAGCCAUGGCCAUGGGCAUUUCUGGGGGAUCCUGGUAAUGGAGACUGUUCCAAGUGUCCCCAAAGAGAUAGAAAAUGAAACAUGGAGACAGUCACUGUGGGGGAGUCAUGCAUAAUAAACAUGCUUCUGGCCACCUUACGAUACCACUAAGUUGCCAAGAUACAUAAAGUUGACAUUUGAGUUCUAUUUUUAUAAAAUUGUUCUAGAUUUAUGGCAAUAUAUAUGUGUGUAUUAUAGCCUUUCGAUUUUAAGUUAUAGUUUUGUGCUUUGAAGAAAUAUGUAUGACUAAAGAACUGUAUAUUGAAAGCACUAUAUUCAAAAUAUUUAAAGACCAUAAGUCCAUAUUCAAUAAAAAGUAAUA